Scheffersomyces stipitis CBS 6054 is the source of this 378-nucleotide messenger RNA. RefSeq lists its product as uncharacterized. The transcript has a single exon. The record is from RefSeq and is a predicted model, not a curated record. NCBI's taxonomy places the organism in Eukaryota, Fungi, Ascomycota, Pichiomycetes, Serinales, Debaryomycetaceae. Bases 1 to 378 code for a protein of 125 amino acids.
AUGUCGUCCUCACAAAAUUCCAGUCCAGAAUUCGAACAGUCGCCUUUUGAAGAGUCUGUCAACAGACAGGCUAUCAACAAUACUGCAUUAGAUGAAGAGAAGGCCAUCUCGUCCGAACCUCAACCCACCAAUGAGAUGUCGUUGAGCCAAGCAAAAGAUGAAGCUGAUAACAACUCGUCGAUCUCCUCAUCUUCUUCCGACAACGACGACGCUGCCUCUGGUUACGAAAGAGAGUCUAACGAAUGUACCGAGUUCUGUAUCGAAUGCUGUAACUGCUUUGGUUUGUUUUCUGGCUGUUGUCCUAACGAUUCUGAAGGAUGCAUCACCACUGUAGCCACAUUUUUUGGUAACAUUCUUUUUGCGUGUUGCAAGUGCUAA